Hemicordylus capensis (graceful crag lizard) is the source of this 3526-nucleotide messenger RNA. Its product is annotated as zinc finger protein 665-like. The transcript is spliced from 6 exons. The coding region runs from base 1 to 3378 and encodes 1125 amino acids. Gene Ontology annotation, biological process: regulation of DNA-templated transcription. The record is from RefSeq and is a predicted model, not a curated record. NCBI's taxonomy places the organism in Eukaryota, Metazoa, Chordata, Lepidosauria, Squamata, Cordylidae.
AUGACGCUCCAUGUCUCGCCACAUGGGCGUAGUACCCAGCUGCUUGGGAUCCUUGCUCCGACUGACCUGUUCCCUUCAGUGGAUGCAGUGGGCAUGGUUCGGGGCAUUUUCAGGCACCUCAAAAUGCCACCAGACACCGCUACCCUUGGAGGCCUCCUGGGCACCCCCUUGGGCCUCUUGAUUCUGGGCACAACCGACCCCGGACUCUCCCACCUCUGCCUGCGGCUGGGCGGGGCUUGCGCGGAGGAGGAGGCGGCCUUUUUUCAAUCUCGGCCCCUGCGGUCUGCCGGGGGUCUCUCUCUGCAGCAGCAGCAGCGGGGUGUUUUCUUGUCCUGCAGGCAGCCGCCGCCCUCCCGGCUUCCUGGGCCUGCCUGCCGCCUUCUUCUCGACAGCCAGAAGGAGCCCUUUGAGGAGGUGGCCGUCCAUUUCAUGGAGGAGGAGGAGGAGUGGGCUCUGCCGGAUCCGGACCAAGGAGCCCUGCAUAGCCAAGAGAUGGAGGAGAACGGUGGGAAUCCGGCCUCACUGGCAGGUGACAGUUGGAAGAGGAAGAAUGAGGGGGAACCCAGCAGAGCAUUGUUGGGAGGUGCCAGAUGGAGAAAGAGGAAACAGCAGCGACAGAAACGGAGAGGAAAAUGGAGGAACAGAAAUGGAUCAUCUGCUUCCCAGCAGGGAAUCCAAAGAAUGAUGCAGAAGGAGACAGAAAGAAGCCAUUUCCCUGGAAGGAGGAAAGGUUUCCAUUCUGAAACUAGCUUUCAACUUCAGUGCGAAAUUCAGCCAUGGGAUAAAGCAUUUGAAUGCUUGGAGUGUGGAAAGAGCUUCAGCAGGAGUGGAGGACUCACUGUGCAUCAAAGAACGCACACUGGGGAGAAACCACAUAAAUGCUUGGAGUGUGGAAAGAGCUUCAAGACAAGUAGAGAACUCACUUUGCAUCAUAGAACCCACACUGGGAAGAAACCACAUAAAUGCUUGGAGUGUGGAAAGAGCUUCAGCACGUGUGGAAAUCUUACUGUGCAUCACAGAAGCCACACUGGGGAGAAACCUUAUAAAUGCUUGGAGUGUGAGAAAAGCUUCAGCUGCAGUGCAAAUCUAACUGCACAUCAUAGAACCCACACUGGGGAGAAACCACAUAAAUGCUUGGAGUGUGGAAAGAGGUUCAGUACGAAUGGAGAGCUUAAGGUGCACCAUAGAAUCCAUACUGGGGAGAAACCACAUAAAUGCUUGGAGUGUGGAAAGAGCUUCAAGACAAGUAGAGAACUCACUUUGCAUCAUAGAACCCACACUGGGGAGAAACCACAUAAAUGCUUGGAGUGUGGGAAAAGCUUCAGGUCCAGUGGAAAUCUUACUGUGCAUCACAAAACCCACACUGGGGAGAAACCCUAUAAAUGCUUGGAGUGUGGAAAGAGCUUCAAGACAAGUAGACCACUCCUUGUGCAUAACAGAACCCACACUGGGGAGAAACCACAUAAAUGCUUGGAAUGUGAAAAGAGCUUCAGGACAAGUGGAGAACUCACUCUGCAUCACAGAACCCACACUGGGGAGAAACCUUAUAAAUGCUUGGAGUGUGAGAAAAGCUUCAGCUGCAGUGCAAAUCUAACUGCACAUCAUAGAACCCACACUGGGGAGAAACCACAUAAAUGCUUGGAGUGUGGAAAGAGCUUCAGCACGAAUGGAGAGCUUAAGGUGCACCAUAGAAUCCAUACUGGGGAGAAACCACAUAAAUGCUUGGAAUGUGGAAAGAGCUUCAGGACAAGUGGAGAACUCACUGUGCACCAUAGAAUCCAUACUGGGGAGAAACCACAUAAAUGCUUGGCGUGUGGAAAGAGAUUUAUCACGAGUGGACAUCUCACUGUGCACCGUAGAAUACAUACUGGGGAGAAACCACAUAAAUGCUUGGAAUGUGGAAAGAGCUUCAGCACAAAAGGAAGUCUUACUAUGCAUCAUAGAAUGCACACUGGGGAGAAACCACAAACAUGCUCAAUUUGUGGAAAGAGCUUCAGCACAAGAGGAAAACUAACUAGUCAUCAUAGAACACACACUGGGGAUAAACCACAUAAAUGCUUGCAGUGUGGGAAGAGCUUCAGAUGCAGUGGAAAUCUUACUGCGCACUAUAGAACCCACACUGGAGUGAAACCAUAUAAAUGCUUGGAGUGUGGAAAGAGCCUCCGCACAAGUGGACAUCUCACUGUGCACUAUAGAACCCACACUGGGGAGAAACCACAUAAAUGCCUGGAAUGUGGAAAGAGCUUCAGGACAAGUGGAGAACUCACUUUGCAUCAUAGAACCCACACUGGGGAGAAACCACAUAAAUGCUUGGAGUGUGGAAACAGCUUUAGUACGAGUGGAUAUCUCACUGUGCAUCACAGAACCCACAGUGGGAAGAAACCACAUAUAUGCUUGGAGUGUGGGAAGAGCUUCAGCUGCAGUGGAAAUCUUACGGUGCACCGUAGAACCCACACUGGAGAGAAACCACAUAAAUGCUUGGAGUGUGGAAAGAGUUUCAGCCAGAGUUCACACCUUGCUAUGCACCGUAGAACCCACACUGGGGAGAAACCUUAUAAAUGCUUGGAGUGUGGAAAUAGCUUCAGCAGGAGUGGAGAUCUCAAUGUGCACCAUAGAACCCACACUGGGGAGAAACCACAUAAAUGCUUGGAGUGUGGAAAGUGCUUCAGGACGAGUGUAGAACUAACUAGGCAUCAUAGAACCCACACUGGGGAGAAACCACAUAAAUGCUUAGAGUGUGGAAAGUGCUUCAGGACGAGUGGAGAUCUCAGUGUGCACCAUAGAACCCACACUGGGGAGAAACCACAUAAAUGCUUAGAGUGUGGAAAGAGCUUCAGGACGAGUGGAAACCUAACUAGUCAUCAUAGAACCCACACUGGGGAGAAACGACAUAAAUGCUUGGAGUGUGGGAAGAGCUUCGGGACGGGCGGAAAUCUAACUAGUCAUCAUAAAACCCACCAUGAGGUCAACACGUGGGUCACAAACCCAUCUCUCUAUACCUCUAAUGAUCAGAUCACCCACUACAAUGAGGCCCCAGCACCCGGAGGGGUAUCUUUUGUGCGAGAGGAUAUGGGCUCAUCAUCCAUGGAAGAGGUCCCUUCUAAAGAAGCAUUUCCCUCUUCCUCAGACCGAUGUCCUCCUUGCCCGAGACCUCCAUUCUCCCUGACAGCAGAGGAGCUGUCAGCCUUGGAGUGGGAUGCCUCUACCACGUCCCUGAAGCCGGUGACAGUUGGAAGAGGAAGAAUGAGGGGGAACCCAGCGGAGCAUUGUUGGGAGGUGCCAGAUGGAGAAAGAGGAAACAGCAGCGACAAAAACGGAGAGGAAAAUGGAGGAACAGAAAUGGAUCAUCUGCUUCCCAGCAGGGAGUCCAAAGAAUGAUGCAGGAGGAGAGGGAAAGAAGCCUUUACCCUGGAAGCAGGGAAGGUUUCCAUUCUGAAACUACCUUUCAACCUCUGUGCAAAAUUCAUCCAGGGGAGAAAGCAUUUGAAUGCUUGGAUUGUGGAAAGAGCUUCAGCACGAGUGGAAU